GGGAGAGCGGAGUUUUGGCGGCACCUGUUGCUGGACGCCAGUACCGCACCCAUUGAGGAGAGCUACUUCCACACGCUAACUUGUCCAACAGCGAAAGCCGGCUCCCACUUUGCACAGCGUUCGGCGACCCAGAGCACAUCUUUAGCCUGCACAUAUGCAGUAGGAGUCAUGGACUAGCGAGCACGGAGCCAUUGUGUGGCCAUGGCGUCUCGGAAGCGUCGAAGAAACACGCCGAGCAUCGCGUGUGUGUUCUUCCCUGACGAUGCGGACAGUGUCGUCCGAGGAGAGCGGGCUGCUGCCUCGCUGUCCUCCACAGCCAAAGACUGGGAGAAGUGCGGCGACAGUUUCACCAGCGCGUCACUGCUGAAGAACAUCAAGUCCAGUGGGAAGAAACUGUCUGAGAUCCGGAAGCUGAUUCAACCUUCAUCGACGGAGCAAACCAGUGAGGACCCACAGCAUGACAGCAUCACGUGGAGCAGUGACAGCAGUCAGUCUGACAGUGAGCUGAGGAAGCAACGUGGGACCUCCAGCACCAAGAAACCCAGAGCCCCAGUUCAGUCACACCACAGAACACUUCACUGUGGCAUCACAGAGAAAGAUGACCUGCCAGCCAUUGACACAGACAGUGACGUCACUCGUUCUGAGGAAGAGCAGAUCUCUGACUGUGAAUCCGAGCCGCCCAAGGGCUCCUCCCAUGAUCCUGCAACUCUGCAGGAGCUUGAUAUCUCACCGUAUGAGUCUGACGGAGAGAACGUCAGUGACUCAGUGGCGUGGAGUCGAUGUGGCCGUGCACCAGCUGGUGAGGGCAGCAAACGGUCAGUCAGUGACUGGGUCAGAUCCGCUCACGCGCUGCUGCAGACACCUCAGAAGUCACACGAGGCGUCCUGCAAGACCCCGGAGGACUCCACCAAGAAGAGAAGAAAGUUUCAAAGCGGCGGCCUGGCCGACCGGCUGAACCGACUGCAGCGCCGCCACAAGUCCGCCAUAAGCUUUUGGAGGCACCAGAGCAUCUCCCUGUCGCCAACCGGAGUGGACCGGCCUGGUGUGCUGGUUCUGAAGGUACUGCAGUGUCAGGAGGAGUGCGGCAUGCAAGUGGUGCACUGCGAGCAGCGUGCUGAAGAGGGCCACCAACGCGGCGACGCUCGCUCUGAGGACAGCGCCGGCGUGCUGGUGUUGUUUGACAAAGAGACCGCGGCCCAGCUACGUCCUGCACCUGGAGAUGUCCUGCACGUACACCCGCCAUGGCAGAAUCUGUCCAGGCAGGGCUGUGGCUGCGACUUCAUCCUGAACACACACUUCACUCAGAAAGUCUUGUGCGCCUCCCAGGGCGUGGACCACGGCAGAGCAGAGGCCCGGCCGUACUCUCUGUGUCAAACCUUCGGGCUGCUGGAGGUCCGCAGCUCCAGUGCAGGAGGUGAUCUCCAACAGGUUUUGGCACCGGAAGGUCGGAGUGGUGAUGAAGGCCUGGAUUCCUGGAGUCGACACAGCGCUUCUCUCCUGGAAGUGAUUGAAAGACUGGGCCAGGCCGGCUCUGUGGGGCAGGACGUGGUGGUCACUGUCCAGCGAGUGUACUGCAUCCCAGCCCCUGACUGCUCCUCUCUGUCCGUGCUGAAGUCCAGACUUCCCUCCGGACCACCUGCAGGAACAGACCAAAGCAGGUUGUGUCUCCUGGUCCAGGACAGCUACGGAAUGUUCAGCGUGGUCCAGCUCCAUGUCUUGCCCAGCAAAGAUGACGUGCAACGGUACUGCCAAGUGUGGCAGGGCAAGAGCUGUGUGCUCAAAGGCAUCAAGGUGGUGCAGCGUGUCACUCGAGAAAGGAACACCAGGCUUUUCACUCUGCUCGACUCAGUGUGGCCCCCAGUGAUGCCCCCCAAGUGCCAUGGAAACACACUAACUCACCUCACUCCAGGUCCAGCUCCCAGCUUCUGCUACCUGCUGUCGGGUCAGGAAAGCUCGGUGGAACCUGUGCAGGCUUCCGCUGACUCCCCCCUCUACUUCCCACCCAAGACUCGAGCUUUGCGAGAGCUGCUGCAGAUCCAAGCCAAAGCGUUUCGCUGCAGUUUCACCGCGCUGGUGCUGUACAGGAGAAUGCAGAGCGAUAUAGGACGCGGUGAGGUUUGGUUGGUGUUGACAGACCCCAGUCUUCAAGAGGAUUGGUCGGAGGCGCCGUGCAGACGAACUGUGGCCAUGUGUGUGAAGACUUCCUGUGUGCUCACUUCCUGUGUCCUCGAAGCGCUGAAUUCCGCCUCUGCCUGCCGCCUGUCGUUCAGAGACGCUCUCAGAGAACAUGGCGUCCUUCUGUGCGCGGAACAGUCCAUGAUUGAAAGAUGCGAGGAUGUGGAAGUGGAGGGCGCUCUUGACUCCGCAGCCAGGAUGGAGUCAGGCCUCCAGGCACUGAGCGAGGCCCUGCCCCGACCUGUGCGACUGGAUCCGCUUGGUCUGGAGGUCUCAGCCAACUCCCUCUGCACACUCUCAGGAGUGAUCGUGGGGGUGGAGCAGAGCACAGCGCACUCCUGUCCCGUCUGCCUCCACUGUGGAAGUGACACCUCGGAGUGGGCAGCUCGACGACCUCGGAGCUUCAUCUGCGUGUCCUGUCACUCUGUGGUGGACGAGCCAGCCCCUAAACUGCAGCUGGAGGUUCACCUGAGCUGUGCCCAGUUGGAGAGCUGUGCUGUGAAAGUAAAGCUGCUGCCUCGCACCAUGGCCUCCGUCCUGGACACCUUAGCGCCGCCGCAGCAGUUACAGGAGCUGCUGCAGGAGUCUGGCCCUCUUCACCACAUCUGCUGCCGCUGCGACGCAGCUACUAAAGGAUGAGUUCAAAAUCUGUGAUCGACUUCAGUGUCCCGCAGAGGGAACAGAAUCGUGCGGGCCGAAGCGGCUCCUGAUGUGUGUUGAACCCAAGUACAGAGGAAAUAAAGAGAGAACUUCGGGGUCAGAGAAGCUCUCUGGACUGCUCUGCUGUGUGUCGGUGCAGAACCUGCUUCCGCCAUUCCUUCUCACGACUCGACCAUCUGUUUCAGCUCCCAGGUUACGACGUGCAGAGCCUCCUGGGAAAGGAGGUGGGCCCCCUCACGGCCCUCGUCCGUGUGGUCACCAGGAGACCUUCUCUCUGGAUCGGGCUGGAAGAAAUCAGCCUGUGGGGAGCGGGACCCUGACCAAAUCAAUCUUGAGGCUGGAGCAGGCUCCAAGGAUCUGCACCUCCUCGCCCCUCCCUCCUGAAGACAAGGUCUUGUUUGUGUUAGGGGUACGUGAUCCGGGGGGCCAGCGCUGGACAGCCCCCGGGCGUCAGAGCCCACGUGGGGCAGCGAACUUGACAGAUGCAGCUCUGGUGUGUCAACAUGGAAAUAAACGGCUGGUGUUACAGAACAACUUUUAUUAUAUAGAGAUUUUUUUCCAUAAACAAAUGUAGAUACAAACUCUAUAAAAGGUCAUGCUCUGGCUCUGCGAUACAAAGUCUGGAAUUAUAAAACAUGUCAGGUAAAUGCAGUGGUAAAAUAAUUUAAUACGGAGAGAGUCCCCACAAGAACAUGGCAGCAACAUAUUUUCCAGUGCCAUUAUGGUUUAAGCUUAAUACAUCUGGUACAGAUGGUAAGAACUGUUGAGGUAUGUCUGCAGUUCGGUCAGUGUGACCCGCCCCCGGAAGCGUCACCGGCUCUGCGCCGCCGCGGCGCCCUCGAACGAGGGCUCGGGCACGUGCUUGAAGAACUCCCGGAGCCCGCUCAGCUCCCUGGUCAGCUGCUCGAUGGUUUUGUGAAGUCUGUCGUUCUCCGAGCUCAGUUCCAGCAGCUUCUGCUGCAUCUCCAAGUUGCGCAUCUUGGCCUUGUCCCUGCUCUUCCGCACGGCAAUGUUAUUCCUCUCGCGCCGCUGCCGGUACUCCACGCUCAAGCGGUCCACCGCCUUCUUCGCCUUGUCCCGGCCCAUCUUCCGCGGGGAGCUCCUGGAGGACGCGGGUUCCGGGGUGCUGGGCGGGGUGGGCUGCCCCGUGGGCAGGCUGACGGACGUCUGCGCGCAGG
Messenger RNA from Synchiropus splendidus (mandarinfish), 4013 nucleotides. RefSeq names its product scaffold protein involved in DNA repair (gene spidr). The coding region runs from base 202 to 2814 and encodes 870 amino acids. The record is from RefSeq and is a predicted model, not a curated record. Lineage: Eukaryota; Metazoa; Chordata; Actinopteri; Syngnathiformes; Callionymidae. Gene Ontology annotation, cellular component: nucleoplasm; nuclear chromosome. Gene Ontology annotation, biological process: double-strand break repair via homologous recombination; regulation of establishment of protein localization to chromosome. The transcript has 20 exons.